This is a messenger RNA of Owenia fusiformis, 2859 nucleotides long. The record is from the annotation of a GenBank genome assembly. Lineage: Eukaryota; Metazoa; Annelida; Polychaeta; Sabellida; Oweniidae.
AGUGAUAGUUCUGGGAAUGGUGACGAAGGGAAUGUGAGGAGAAUACGUAGUACAGUUCAGCAUGUCUCCACGAAACAUAAGAAAACAAGAUCAGCAUCGAUAGAACCAGAAGAUUCAAGACAUACUGGUAACAGAUCUGAUGAUGAUUAUCACAAUAAUGAGCACACUCGCAGGGAUAGUCAUAAAGACAGACACUCUAGCAGAAAACAUAAAUCAAAGAAAGAUAGACAGAGACAUGCCUCGGGUGAUGAAUCAUCUUCUAGCAAACGAAGGGACAGAGAUACUGAAAGGGAACGCCAGAAAGAUAAAGACAGAAAUCGUGAUAGAAAUGGUGAUCGGAAUAAAGAACGGAGAGAUAAUGACCGGAGAGACAGGCCUCGGUAUGCCAGAGAAAAUGGUGAUGAUUAUUAUGAUCGAGACAAGCCAGAACGUAAAGAGGAAGACUGGCAGUAUACUUACAGGGAUAGGCGGAGAUCUCCAAAGAAAAGAUCAGAUGCUAAAACCAAUGAGGAAGUAGAAGAGGAACCCAAGCCUAAGAAAGCCAAAGCAGACCCCGAUAAUUUGCUAACAAGGACUGGUGGCGCAUAUAUUCCUCCUGCAAGACUCAGAGCUAUGCAAGCUUCAAUCACUGACAAAUCCAGUGUUCCGUACCAGCGUAUUGCCUGGGAAGCUCUGAAGAAGAGCAUCAAUGGUUUAAUCAACAAAGUGAACGUAUCUAACAUAACUUUGAUUGUUCGUGAGUUGUUCGGGGAAAAUAUUGUUCGUGGCCGUGGUCUACUAUCCAGGUCAAUGAUGCAGGCACAAGCGGUGUCACCAACAUUCUCACACGUCUAUGCAGCUCUGCUUUGUAUCAUCAAUACAAAGUUUCCUCAAAUCGGUGAACUUGUACUGAAGCGACUGAUCAUUCAGUUCAAACGUGGAUUCAGGCGCAAUGACAAAGCUGCAUGUAUCGCCUCAGUACGUUUUAUUGCACACCUGGUCAACCAGCAAGUAGCUCAUGAGGUGGUUGCCUUGGAGAUCCUUACUUUGUUGUUGGAGAAACCUUCUGAUGAUUCAGUGGAAAUUGCUGUUGGAUUCCUGAAGGAAUGUGGCAUGAAGCUUACUGAGGUGUCACCCAGAGGCAUCCACGCUAUUUUUGAAAGACUACGUAACAUCCUCCAUGAGAGUCAGAUAGACACACGUGUGCAGUACAUGGUUGAAGUGAUGUUUGCCGUACGCAAGGAUGGCUUCAAAGACCACCAGUCUGUCCUGGAAGGCUUAGACUUGGUGGAUGAAGAUGACCAGUUUACUCAUCUCAUCACAAUGGAUGAUGCUAAAGAUGGCGAGGAUAUAUUAAAUGUCUUCAAGGCUGACCCAGAGUUUGAACUUAGUGAAGAGAAGUACAAAGAACUCAAGAAAGAGAUCUUGGAAGAAGGUAGUGAUGAUGACAGUGAUGAAUCUGGUGACAGUGAUGGAGAUGAUGAAUCUGAUGAAGAAGAAGAUGAAGAAGAAGCAGAGAGCCAAAAGAUCAUUGACAUGACUGAAACCAAUAUGGUUGCCCUGAGGCGUACCAUUUAUCUCACUAUACAGUCCAGUCUUGACUUUGAGGAGUGUGCUCACAAGCUGCUGAAGAUGCAGUUGAAGCCUGGUCAGGAGGUGGAGCUUUGUAACAUGAUCCUGGAUUGUUGCGCUCAGAUGAGGACGUAUGAGAAAUUCUACGGCCUUCUGGCCCAGAGGUUCUGUAUGCUGGACAAGAAGUAUGUGACUCCAUUCCAAGUCAUCUUCCAAGAGCAAUAUGAUACUAUACACCGUUUAGAGACUCAGAAACUGAGGAAUGUCGCAAAGUUCUUUGCGCAUUUACUCCACACUGACUCUAUAUCAUGGGCUGUACUUGGGGGACUUAAAAUGAACGAGGAGGAUACAACUUCAUCCAGUAGAAUUUUUAUUAAGAUUCUCAUUCAGGAGCUAUCAGAGUACCUGGGUCUACCAAGAUUGAAUGACAGACUGAAGGACCAGUCUCUGUCCAUGUACUUUGAGGGCCUGUUUCCGAGAGAUAAUCCCAGGAAUACUCGAUUUGCCAUCAACUUCUUCACCUCAAUUGGACUUGGUGGUCUGACAGAUGAGUUGAGGGCACACCUUAGGUCUGUACCCAAGGCCCCACCCCCCACUGCUGAAGAAUCUAGCUCAAGCAGUACUUCAAGCAGUUCUGACUCUAGCAGCAGUAGUAGCGAUAGCAGUAGCAGUAGUGACAGCGACUCCAGUUCAGAUUCUGAUUCGGAUGUUGGCAACUUUAAGAGAAAGAAAGGGAGGGCUGUGGGUAAAGAUAAACAGAGAGACAGAAAUAGAGAAGACACUAAGAAAUCUAAAUCAUAUUCUAGUAGACGAACUAGAGAAAGUGAAAAAGAAAAUUUACGUGAUCGUAAUAGUAAAAGAGAUAGAGAUAGUGAGGAACGCCCUGUUAGAGAAAUUAAUAGAGAACGUGGUGAAAGACAUCGCGAAUCUAGAAAUAAAUAUCGCGAUUCAAAUGACUAUGAAGAAGACGCUAGACCAGAUGUGAGACGUAGUGAUAAAUCAAGGAGGAGGAAAGAUCAUGUGGAAGAUGAUUCAAGACGGGAAAGAUCAAGUCACUCUGAACGUAGAGAGCGGCGGCGCUGAAAUUUCAAAUUCAUCUUAUGUAAUUAGAACUAUAGUCCACAUGAAUUUUUGAUAUUUAAAUUUUGUCAUACAAUGCAUGCAUCAUCUAUAGAUAGUGUUGUAUACAGCAGAUUAAGCUCCAACCUCACAGUGAACUAUCAAAAUACAGCUAAAUAUACAGGGUGUCCAUGAAGUCUCUACAAUUUCAAUACAAAGUCUGUGGUAAGUGUAGGGACUUUAGGAACA